This is a messenger RNA of Ambispora gerdemannii, 1857 nucleotides long. The record is from the annotation of a GenBank genome assembly. Lineage: Eukaryota; Fungi; Glomeromycota; Glomeromycetes; Archaeosporales; Ambisporaceae.
AUGUCUUCUCAACUAUGUUUUUGGAGUCUGCUCUCUCAGAGAGACUUUACGUUCGUAUACAUUUCACCGUUUUUGAGUAGGGAAUUGGGACUCCAACACUCUUCAAUUUUGGGUACCUCAUUCUUUGACUAUAUCCAUCCUCUCGAAAAAGAACUAGCUCGUCGUGAUUUCUUUGGUUUUGUCAAUAAAAAGACUCUUUAUGGAUCGGUUACAAGAUGUCAAUUUAAUAGUAUAUCGGCAAUUCAAUAUAAAUUAUUACGCCAUCAGCAACAACAAUUUUAUCCGAUGAUCAAAACGGAAUUGAAUUCAACAUCAACAUCAACAUCAUCAUCCUUUUUAAGUACUGGACAAUACGCUUUUGUCCACAAUAAUCCCGAAAAUAAUCAUGAUACCACACGAAAUAUUUCAUCCACGGGAUCACCAUCAUUAACAUCACAAACUCAACAAAUUAUCAAGAAUAACACCGAAAAAGAAUACGUAAUAAUGAAUAUCGGGAUGAACGUAGUCAGCAAAGACAUCGUUUUAGCAUGCUUUCAUUCGGAUGAGGCUGUUAAUGAUAAUUUCAAUGUCAAUGCAGGAAUUCGAUCGUCAUCAUAUAUAAGCAGCACGUGCGGUGAAUCAAAUUUCACUUCGGAGGAAUUAAAUAAUAUGUUCAAGAUUCUACAACGAUAUCACGCCCAUAUGGAAUCCAUUAAUGCUCACAGCCCACCAUCAACACCAUCAAUUCACCAUCCUCUCUAUUACCCGUCAAUUGAUCGUAUAUUCCAAAUAUUUGAUGCGCAAACCAAAAAAUUGAUUUUCACGUGGCCAGAUCCAAACGCAUCAUCGAUUAAUCAGCAUAAGCAUUCGAAUUUCAACUCGUUUCUCGACUAUGAUUUUUCCCGAUUGAUACACAACUUUGAUUUUACUUCGAAUUCACUCCAUGACACCACAUCUCCUAAAUGUAUUCGGCCAUAUGACAAUAAACACGUGACGAAGUUGUCAUCGGGAGACUCGCGUAUAAUUGAGAGUGUCAUGAUUCCACAUGGAAAGAUUAUAUUUGCAUGUUUUCAAGUUAUGCCGCCAUCAUCAUCCAUUAACGGCAAUACAUCAUCAUCAAGUGAAUAUCUAAAGCCGAGACCUCAUUCGGCACCAUGUUCACCAGCCACAGUUCCUUCAAUCUGUGGCAAUGGGAAUAAAAGAGCGCGAGGAUCUUUAUCGCCUCCGAUUCGAUUGAAUAGUUAUGAGAAUUCGAAAUAUUUUAGUAUCCCAGAUUUCACUUUGGAUUCUGACAGUGAAUAUCGCAAAAGACGUGCAACUGGACAUGAAUCGCCACUUUUCAUUAAAGGUUCACAAUCGCCAGUUUUAGAACCAAAUCAUUUGUUACAUCCAAUCUCACCUCAAUUUCCUGCGAAGUUUUCACCUCAAUCAAAUCCGCUUAGACUACAAAUCCAGCCACAACAACCAUCUGAUUAUAAGAUUUCUCCUAUUUCAACUUCUCCAACGAGUCCCAUCAGAACUUACGCUAACACAGCUAGAGGGAGAAAUACUAAUCAAUUAAUGAAUGGUACCGUUAAAAUAUGCGAAAGCUGCCAAACAAGCUCUAGUCCAGAAUGGCGUCGCGGUCCUACAGGACAUAAAACAUUAUGCAAUGCUUGUGGUCUUCGAUAUUCGAGGACGAUUGCCCGGGAAAAUCGUAAACGGCAAGAGCGUGAACAACGAGAGCGCGAGGAACGAGAGCGCGACGAUCGUGAACGCGAAGAACGUGAUUCUGAUAGAGGAAACGGAGCUUUAAAUCAUCCUUUCACCCAAUUCAUUCCUGGAAAUUCACCGACCUAUCCCGUCCAUCAAUUUCAACAGCAAUCUAAUUGCAGAUGA